Molecule: messenger RNA, 1059 nt
Organism: Psilocybe cubensis
Lineage: Eukaryota; Fungi; Basidiomycota; Agaricomycetes; Agaricales; Agrocybaceae
Exons: 3
Coding region: 1-1059 (352 amino acids)
Source: RefSeq, a predicted model, not a curated record
AUGGCCAAUGAAUCAGAACCUCCCUCGACGCCUCCGGUGUUGACAGAUGUAUGCGACACGGCAACAGCAGAUCCACCACCACCGUACCCGUACCCAUCAAGAGAGCGGCGAGUGCGCACAUCAAGAAGGAGCCAGCACUCCCGGCUACAGAUCUCCCAAAGCUCCUCGGGAGAUACACAGUAUCCAACAGAUGAUUAUGCUGAUGAAGAUGUUCUGCCAACGGAGACGACGCCAUUCCUUGGAACGAAUACCCAUCCACGCUAUGUACACCAGGGGCCUGCGUCUGGCAGACCACGUUCCCAUUCAUUCACGAGCACCAUGUCUGCUGCGCCGUCGCUAGCCCAUACUGUGCUUUCGCUAUUCCAAGGAGAUGAGGACGAUACGCCUUUGAGAGUAGUUGGACAGUCAGACUCCACUGUGCCAGCCACUUCUACUCAGCAACGAGGGACGGGAUUCUUCUCCAGAGCUGCAUGGAAACGAUAUUUCCGCCCUAUAUUCGUCAAGUCUUACUACAGGGCAUUAUUCCACCUGGCAGUGCUGAACUUUCCAUACGGACUGAUAGCAUGGGUAUACCUGUUUGUGUUCACAGUGACUGGAACAACGCUCCUGGUAGCAUUACCACUGGGCGCUGUUCUUUGCUUCUUCGAUUUGCUGGGGGCUAGAGCGUUCGCGAGGGGAGAGCUUGCACUUCAGACUCGGUUUCACGCGCCAUUCAAUCAUACCCCACCUUAUCCGCCUCGGCCCAUAUUCACCCGUUAUCGAGAACCAACAUCAACGGAAGUCGAGAUGGGUCACACAAGACAGGGUUUAGUUCGCGAAAACUCGUUCUAUAAAAACACCUAUGCCAUGUUCACAGACCCUACAUCGUAUCAGGCUCUAUUCUAUUUCAUCGUUAUCAAACCCGCCAUCACAUUACUCAUCUCCAUCGCUAUUGUAGCGAUUGGCAUCCCUGCAUUUGUGCUUGUCCUCCCUGCCCCUGCAAUGCUGAGAGCGGUGAGAAAGGUCGGGAUAUGGCAAGCCAAUGUCGCUGUGGAAGGUUUGUAUGUUGCUGUUAGAUGA